Venturia canescens is the source of this 1337-nucleotide messenger RNA. It is a transcript of the gene Arp10, whose product is annotated as Actin-related protein 10. The coding region runs from base 111 to 1232 and encodes 373 amino acids. The transcript is spliced from 6 exons. The record is from RefSeq and is a predicted model, not a curated record. Gene Ontology annotation, cellular component: dynactin complex. Lineage: Eukaryota; Metazoa; Arthropoda; Insecta; Hymenoptera; Ichneumonidae. Gene Ontology annotation, biological process: retrograde axonal transport of mitochondrion.
GUACAUGAAAAAGUGAAACCAUGGAUAUUCUCGACGUUGCUUCACAACUCACACUGACUCACUGACACUUGACGCCACAAUUGACAGUGAAAACAACUUGUUCUUCCACUAUGAGUGUUACGAAAAUGCCCAGGCCUUACGAGGUAAUACGAUAUGUGACGGACAAACAAGUAAUCGUUUUGGACAUUGGCACAGCGUACACAAAAUUUGGAUACAGCGGUAAAUCGUCGCCACGCGGUAUCAUCAGAACAGAAAUAAAGUGUUCUGUUACGAAGAAAAUGAGAAAGAUUUUCGAGUACAAUGAUACCGAAGAUUUGUACCAACUGCUUGUUGAAUUUUUGCAUGCACUGUUCUUCAAACACGUGACUGUAAGUCCCAAAGACCUGAGGGUGAUAGUCCUUGAGUCUCUGCUUUUACCUACACAAUUUAGAGAAACUCUAGCAAAAAUAUUGUUCCGACAUUUUGAAAUUGGCUCGUUAAUGCUACUCCCUACCCAUCUGGUUGUCAUAAGUACCCUCGGAACUGACACAGCUCUAGUGUUAGACGUUGGGUACACAGAGGCCACUCUAAUACCAAUUUUUGAAGGCGUCGCUGUCCUGAAAGCCUGGCAGUCUUUACCUCUUGGGGCUCAAGCUGUACACAAGUCCAUCAAGGAUGAAUUGGAAAAAACGUUGCCAGAUCUGCAAGUGGAUGACAAUCUUGUCGAAGAUAUAAAAGUGAGAACGUGUUUCGUAACAACAAUGGAACGUUCCAAGAAGUUGGAAACAGAGGACCCUCCACUUCCUCCACCCUCAGUCAAAUAUCCUGGAAUACAAACUUUCACUAUUCCUGGGGAAGUCAGAGAAAAAGCGUUUGAAGUAUUGUGGGAACGUGAUAAUGAUAAUCUCAGUAUACCAACGAUGAUCCUCGAUGCAUUAGUCAAAUGCCCUAUCGACACAAGAAGACCGCUAGCCGAAAACAUUAUAUUGGUGGGUGGCACAACAAUGGCGAAAGGAUUUGCAGCUCGUUUGAAGUCGGAAUUGAUGAGUCUAUUGAAGAGUGAUUUAUACGCGGAUAAAUUGAAGAUAAGAAAGUUCAAAUUUCAUACAGCACCGAGCAAGCCAAACUAUACGGCAUGGUUGGGUGGUGCAAUAUUUGGAAUCGCAGAUUUGCCUUCGAGAUGUUUGACCAGAGAGUCGUAUUUGCAGAGCAACCGAGUACCCGAUUGGGCGUGUCUCAUCGACAACGAAUGAGCGAGAAAUCAACGAGAGAGAACGUCGUUAUUCUUUUUCGUUCGUCUAACAAUCGCACGAGGUUUAUAAAAUUUAUCAAUAAGAAUAAAUUAUUUAUCGGAAAAA